UCACAGAAGAUUUAAGAUUUAAGACAUCACACGUGCGAGAAUCUUCGAAUCUUCUCUUUUACCUUGACAGGUUACCACUUUUUACAGCACUGUUACAAAAAAAAAGAGAAAAUGACAAUAUGAAGUUACUUGAUGAAUCUUUCUUGCAUCUCUCAGGCCACGAAGAUUUUACCAAGAAAAUAAAAAAAAGAGUGAAAAACAUGGUGUCAGAAAUACUUGGAAACAACACCACAAGCCUGCUGGAAGAUUACAGAAUUGCUCUUCGGUUCUUAUACAUAUUUAUCUUUGUUGGUGGGACUCUGAAUGUUGUACUAAUGUCCUGUCUGCUACAGUCACAAAGACGUCUCUCUUUCACCAAAGUGUCUGUUAUCAACCUAAUAGCAGUCCACGCUGUUUUCCUUUUCACGGUGCCCUUUCGUAUUUACUACUAUUAUGAAGAAUCUUCCAGCUGGAGGCUGGGCAUGUAUAUGUGCAAAAUUGUCAGUGUUAUGAUCCAUGCCCACAUGUACCUUGCAUUCAUCUUUUAUGUCUUCCUUCUUAUUGUGCGUUAUGUGGAGCACUCCAGAAAGCAACAAAAGCUUGAGUUCCAUCGCUUGCUUCACGCCACAAUUGCAAGCGCAACUGUCUGGAUUGUCAUAUUGGGCAUUUUGCUCCCUCCAACUUUGAUUAACUAUGGAUCCAUGCAGAACGAUACUACCCAGUGCUUUCAUUUUGGUGAUGCUCUCAAAAUUCCUGCCGUGAAGACCUUAAACUAUGUUAUUUGCAUACUAGUGAUGCUCAUCUGGAGUGUUCUAGUAUUUUUCCAGAUUUAUUUUCUACUCUUCGUGAGUAAGAAAUUUGGAAAGGGCAAAUUCCAAUAUCAAGAGUUCAGGGCACAAUUGAAAAACGUUGUUUUCCUUUUGGUCGUAUUUUUAUGUUUUUUGCCCUACCAAGCAUUCAGAAUAUACUAUGUGUCCCUCAUAGUCACUGGUAAUUAUGAUGAGGAUUUUAGGCUUAAGUAUGGAAACGAAAUCUUUCUUGCUGUCACUGCUUUCAGCUGCCUUGAUAUGAUUUUUUUUUCUGUUGGGGAUAUACGUAGACGAAUUAAUUCAAGGGGAUGUAUGUGCUGUUCAUGAGAACUAUGUUGACUUUGAUUGCAUAUUUAUUUUGUUAUUAAUAUAUUGCUAUAAAUGAUUUCAAUUUUGUUUUGUUUAUUUUUGAUGCUUUUAAUCCAUAUUUGUCUCACGUGACAGAAUUGGUGAGCAAUUUAAUGACCUUGUAAUGUUCUGUACAUAAUAAGAUUCCAUGGGGUGUUUUCCUUUUCAGCUUUCAAGGAAAAACUUUCCAUUUUUCUUUACAACUUAAAGGCAUUAAAGUGAGUUGAUCUCAAAGUGCAUCUAUGUUGUCUUUUUAUUCUUUUUUGGUGUGUAACCUUUUUUCCGCUUUCUCUUGUUUGUAAAUUCUGUUUGCGAUUUAUUUAUUUUUAUCAUGAAUAAAACUGUAAA
Myxocyprinus asiaticus (Chinese sucker) is the source of this 1484-nucleotide messenger RNA. RefSeq names its product probable G-protein coupled receptor 141. Gene Ontology annotation, biological process: G protein-coupled receptor signaling pathway. The transcript has 3 exons. The record is from RefSeq and is a predicted model, not a curated record. NCBI's taxonomy places the organism in Eukaryota, Metazoa, Chordata, Actinopteri, Cypriniformes, Catostomidae. Gene Ontology annotation, cellular component: membrane. Bases 120 to 1115 code for a protein of 331 amino acids. Gene Ontology annotation, molecular function: G protein-coupled receptor activity; oxysterol binding.